UAUGUGUGUGUGCGGUGGUGUUAAAUGGGUAGGCGUGGUGAGCUGAGAUCUACCUUGGCUCAGUCUAUGGUAACACAGGACUGCAGAUGGAGAGGGUUGGGGUGUGUGACUGUUAGGAGCAGAAAACUGUGUACACAAUAUAAAGGUAGCAUGGCAAUGGUUGAAUGGGAAGUGUGCAGGUUCGUAUGCAUGCGACUGUAUAUGCUUUUAUGGCCAGUCAGUCAUUUUCCAUUUGAUGAAGAAAGGCUCAGAGGCCUUCAGUUGUCUGGGAGAAAUCACACCGCAGAAGAAACAGAAAAGAAUUUAUCAGGAAGAGCAAGCGAAACAGGCCAAAUAUCGAACUGAGGUGGAUGGUUGCAGUAGCCAAACAAGGGCGACGCACCACAAGAGCCAUGUGGGAGGAGAGUGAGGGGGUUUUCCUAUUCGCACUCAUCAAGCCCAAACACUUUCUCUGCUGACAUACGUGAACGUUCCUCAGCCUUCCUCCAGAGCUCUUCCUCAGGGGGAGCCCCUGCUAUGAACCCCAGCUCCCUUGGCUUCAGCAGGCAGUCCAACCUCAGUGCCAGGCGCUGUGUGGGCAUCCCACAAGUCUGGGUUCUGCCCACACAGGACUCACAGACUGCCCCUGAACAAAAAGAAUGAAAUACUCCUGAGUCACUCCUCUGCGAGGUGGCUCUCCUGUCUAGUGUUAAAUUGAGCUGUUGUGAAGUUUUGUCUGCCUUUUCCCCAACAAGCUCCUGUCUUUAGUGAUAACCCUCUCCACCAACUCUUCCACCAGCUCCUUUUGCUGUCACCACUUCAUUAUAAUUUGCUUUCCCAUCAAGCAGCAGCACGAGUUCCUUUGUGCUUACCACGUGGUGGAGGACCAUGGGAUGCCGUCAGAGCUCGGAGGAGAAGGAAGCAGCGCGGCGCUCGCGGCGAAUCGACCGCCACUUGCGCUCAGAAAGUCAGCGGCAGCGGCGUGAGAUCAAACUAUUGUUGCUGGGCACCAGCAACUCUGGCAAGAGCACCAUUGUCAAACAGAUGAAGAUCAUUCACAGCGGAGGCUUCAACCUGGAGGCCUGCAAGGAGUACAAGCCCCUCAUCCUGUACAAUGCCAUCGACUCGCUCACGCGCAUCAUCCGUGCCCUCACCACCCUUAAGAUCGACUUUCACAAUGCUGAUCGCGCCUAUGACGCUGUGCAGCUCUUUGCCCUCACAGGGCCGGCUGAGAGCAAGGGAGAGAUCACUCCAGAGUUGCUGGGGGUCAUGAAACGUCUGUGGGCUGACUCAGGGGUCCAGGAGUGCUUUCAACGAUCCAAUGAGUACCACUUAGAGGACAACACUGCCUACUACCUGAAUGACCUGGACCGCAUCUCCGCACCUGAGUAUAUCCCUACUGUAGAGGACAUCCUACGAUCCCGCGACAUGACCACCGGCAUUGUAGAGAACAAGUUCACCUUCAAGGAGCUCACCUUCAAGAUGGUAGACGUGGGUGGGCAGCGUUCAGAGAGAAAGAAGUGGAUCCACUGUUUCGAGGGCGUGACCGCAAUCAUUUUCUGUGUCGAGCUAAGUGGCUAUGACCUCAAACUCUACGAGGACAACCAGACGAGCCGCAUGGCCGAGAGCUUGCGCCUGUUCGACUCCAUCUGCAACAACAACUGGUUCACCAACACGUCGCUCAUCCUCUUCCUCAACAAGAAGGACCUGUUGGCUGAGAAGAUCAAACGCAUUCCUCUGACAGUGUGCUUCCCUGACUACAAAGGUCAGAACACCUAUGAGGAGGCAGCUGUCUAUGUACAACGGCAGUUUGAGGACCUCAACCGCAACAAGGAGACCAAGGAGAUCUAUUCGCACUUCACCUGUGCCACUGACACCAGCAACAUCCAGUUUGUGUUCGACGCUGUCACGGACGUGAUCAUCCAGAACAAUCUCAAGUACAUUGGGCUGUGCUAGGACCUGAUGUUGGGUUGGGGGGGUGGGGGUGGGGGAUGGUGAAGCAGGCUGCUUGGCAGCAGUUGGCCUGCCAUCAGGCUGGAUAAACAAAAGGCAUGUCAGUCUGCCUGAUGGUUUAUCUCUUUGAAGAGUUGCAACAGAGAACUGCAAAGGAAAUGAGGUAGUAAGAUGGUCAGGGAUGGAUGAUACUGUAGAUUCAGCUGUUUCAGUUGAAACAACAGAGCUGAUGGUCAAGAUGGGAUUUUUACCCAAUGUGUUUGCACUGAAUAUGAGUAUGCAGAGACACCCAAACACAUGCACACACACGCACACACACAUACACACACAUCAUUAUGUUUGCUCACACACAAAAUCUAUGGAUCAACAGUCAAGCACUUGUUUGACAAGACAACACUGGAAAUUUUAGACAGCUACCCCUACCUGCCUGCCAAACCUGAGACUGAGUAGUAGGUCUUUACUGGUGGUUUUCGGUUAAUUUUGUCUCCUUUAUUUUGUUUGCCUGAGAAAAUUAAUGCUGCUUUACAAGAAGAAUUUUGACAUAAAUCAAUGUACUCUUUUUGGAUUUUCACCCUAACAAUGGUAAACAAUGAGCGCACCGGAUGAGACAUAGGGAGAGCCUGUAUUUUUGGGGAAAAAAUAAAUUGUCAGUAGACAUGAUGUCACAGGGUUUCUGCCUAAAAAGAGGAAACUGCCACAGUCUAAAACUGAAGUGAAAUAUGUUUUCUACACACUAUUUCUGUUUUUCCCCACCCUACUCUCUAAUGUUGUUCUUUUCCUCUCUUUCCUUUAUCUUUUUUGUGCUUUAAAAAAAAAAAAGAUCAUGUCUCUCAAACCUGCUUUUUAUAGCGGGUCACUGACUUAUAAUACCAGGAGAGUGUUAUGUUUGGUAGAGUCAAAAGUAUUCUUUAUGAUCAUUCCAGUUUCCAGCAAGAGACAACAAAAACAGUGCCAAGAUCAGUUUGUAAAUAAAACCAGAUCCCAUCGAUUAUGUUAAUUUUUUGUUCUGUUUUGUUUUUAUGGACAAAUACAUUAAAACAUGCAUGAUUUUGUUACUUUGGGAUACUAAUAUAUUUUCUUUGGGAUUAUGUUCCUCUUUUCUUAGGUUUAAAUAAUAUAUUCCCAAAAAUAUAUAUAAAAGUCAAACACUGUGUACGAUUGUACAGUUGUCAGAGAGGAAUCUAUUGAAAAGAGUUAUAUCAAUAUAUAACAGUGAUGAUAAUGUUAUGAUAAUGAUAAACAAAAAAAAAAAGAUGAUGAUGAUAGUGGUGGUGAUGAUUGCAAAGAUGAGAAGGAAAACCUCACUACAAAGCUAGCAUGAGAAGAGAUAGUGAAUCAAAGGAGAACAAGACUGUAGAAAAAUCUAAAAACGAAGAAGCAAACCGGGAAAAUUCAAUCUUCCUUGCAUUAUCUAAGUGAAAAUUGUAAACAGUCAGUCAGUAUGAUGUGUAAAUAUACUGUAAGGUACACUCUUUGUUCAAGCAAAUGAAAAUAAAAGUUGAGUUGGGAUACUGUAAGUGAGAUAAAGAGAGAGCGAGAGAAAGAGAAGGAGGAAAACCCCACUCCGCUCCUCCUCUUACCCUUUCUUUUCAGUUAAGAGGGUGACGCGCAAACAACUCAGCUAAGGGCUUCAGGCUUGACUUUAUGGGAUGUCCACUUCAACAAAAGACAAAACAAUUUAAAAAGAAAUAUAAAAAGGACAAUAACUAUGAAUAAAACAACUUAUGCAAAUUUUCAUGGUGUAGUAAAUGUGUUUUUGGGUGGUCGUGUCAAAAGUGCUUACAAUGUGUUUGGGAUGGGAAUGUUCAUAGACAAUGGACUCCUGUUGCCAUAAACAUAAUCUGUCUUAUACUUUCGUAAUUACACUGCGUCAAAUGAUUUGCAACCUGGAGUGGAACAUAGCGUCCAAAAUCCUUGCUUCUAUCCACAGUGUCCAAAAUCAUGACAUAAAAAGUGUUUGUCCCCGGUAUACAACGUAGCUGCUGGGGCAAGAAUAAUUUGGACAUAAAGUAUGCAAUUAAGUUACUCCUGAGUGAAUCUUUACAAUGCUGCGAUGUACAGAUUCCACUCUAAUUAGUGUAUAAACCCCAACUGACCCUAAAAUUCUGCUGAAGGGUAUAGGGGGUUUCUUUUGUUUGCUUAUUUGCAUUUUUCAGUCUUUAAACAGUUAAAUCGCACAUUAAUCAUAAAAAUUAGUUUUAUUUUAUGCAAUAUUUAUGCAGUGAAGUUUUGGCAAAUCUUAACUACUGCAUAAACAGUGAGUAGGUGUUUAUGAACAUGUUCAGAGGAGAUAAGUAACAUGAUGAUGUUUCUAACCACCAGGCCAGCCUGUUACCUAUCUGUUAUACUCAUGGGUUAUGAAUAUUUUUCACGUGUAAAUACAGUAAUAAGGCUUUCAGUACAUCAGACAUAUAACAUUGCAGUACAGUGUGGCUGAUGAUUUUUUUUCUUGUUAUUUUUUUUAGCUUUAUUUACAUCACUGUGUGAAAAAACGUCUCCAAGUCACGGGGGUAUUCUUUUGUGGAUUGAUUUAAGCAACAGUGGGAAUUUGUUUGAGAGAUGAACAUAAAUAAAAUCCACUGCUGAGAA
Molecule: messenger RNA, 4521 nt
Organism: Thunnus maccoyii (southern bluefin tuna)
Lineage: Eukaryota; Metazoa; Chordata; Actinopteri; Scombriformes; Scombridae
Gene: gnaz
Product: guanine nucleotide binding protein (G protein), alpha z polypeptide
Exons: 3
Coding region: 868-1935 (355 amino acids)
Biological process (GO): adenylate cyclase-modulating G protein-coupled receptor signaling pathway
Cellular component (GO): heterotrimeric G-protein complex
Molecular function (GO): GTP binding; GTPase activity; G-protein beta/gamma-subunit complex binding
Source: RefSeq, a predicted model, not a curated record